This is a messenger RNA of Topomyia yanbarensis, 1874 nucleotides long. RefSeq names its product tektin-3-like. Lineage: Eukaryota; Metazoa; Arthropoda; Insecta; Diptera; Culicidae. The transcript has 6 exons. The record is from RefSeq and is a predicted model, not a curated record. Bases 166 to 1746 code for a protein of 526 amino acids. Gene Ontology annotation, biological process: cilium movement involved in cell motility; cilium assembly. Gene Ontology annotation, cellular component: nucleus; microtubule cytoskeleton.
CGAUAAGCCCCGUUUAGUUAGCAAUUGAAAGCCGUGUUAGAUGGAACAUCAUUUCGAUACCGAUUGCAGCUUAGACUCCGACGCUAUAGUUUAUGUUCCAUCCCGUUUGAGCAGUGGAUUUGAGAAUUCAGAAGAAAUUUGUUAGAGCAUCAAAGUGACGAACAGAUGCUGUGUUGGGAAGGAGCCUCGGAUUAUGACACAUUUCUAUCCUCUCAGGAGCUGCACAGAGAUACUUUCAUGCACUCCAGUCGAAAAUCAAGCGUGCCGUUGCCUUGGAGUUCGACUACUCAUGCCACACACAAUAUGGAGCAAAUUUCCGGACCGCCAGCUAGAACGGGUACCUGCUAUCAAACACCUCGCUCACACCCGUGGCGCCCGACUAUGGGUUACGAGGCUGUUCAAGUUACUCCGCUCCACGAACAACCAAUUACCAACGCUCUGGUAGCGUCUUCCUACUCGCCAUCAGCCAUGUGUUCAGAUCCAGUAACCUUUCCAAAUCUUGUCACGGGAUUCGAGCGAAAUCCUCAACACGCUGCACGUGCUGCUCUGUAUACUCGUUACACGCCAAACGAAUGGACCACCUCAAAUGUCGUGACAUACGCGGAGGCCGACAAGAAUCGCAACUAUGCGGAGAAGGUUCGCUCGGAAGCAGUUCGACUUAUGCGAGAAACAGACGAGAAGACUUCCCAAGGUCAACGAGAUGCGGCAAGGCGCCUGGGAGAACGCAUAACGGAUAUAACGUUCUGGCGAAAUGAGCUCUCGACCGAAUUGGAAAAACUGAUCGCCGAAUCCGCCCAGCUUACGGAUACGAAACGUAAUGUCCAGAAAGCACUGCAAGAUCUAGAGCCGCCCUUGCACAUUGCGCAAGAGUGUCUGUACCAUCGCGAAGGUCGCAAAAGCAUCGAGUUAGUGCAUGAUCAUGUCGAAAAAAGUCUACUCGUUGAAGUGGAUAAUCUAAGAUCCUGUCAGGAAAAGCUAUCGCAACUGUUGACUAGAAUCACCAAACAGCUCGCUGAUUGUCGAGCCGCACAGCACUCCCUGGAGGAUGAUAUCAGUCAUAAGGAGUCGGCUCUUGGAAUCGAUUCGUUGUGUCAUCAGUUGAAUAACUACAGCCGCGGGAUUAAUUAUUACGGUGGUAUAGAAAAAUAUGAUCCGACUGUUAGUACCCCCGGCACGUGGUCCGGUUCGAGCAGCACGCGCAUUAACAACUCACACUCGGAACGUUCGAAAUCCUGCCAGCUUCGUAGUGAUGCAGAAUCACUCAUCAACGCUGUGGCCACAUCCGUCUGGGACUGCUGGAGCAACACUAACAAUGCGUUCAACAACCGAUCGUCGGAAAUGCUCGAAGCGAAGAGCAAAAUGCAACUGCAUUUACACAAAACUCAACAAGAGAUCUUCGACGUUGAAAAACACAUUGAGCUUUUGAGAAAGGCAGUGAACGACAAAUCUAAUCCUAUGAGAGUUGCUCAAACUAGACUAGAAGCACGUGCUCACCGUCCGGGCAUUGAAAUGUGUCGCGACAACGCCCAUCUACGUUUGGUGGAAGAAGUGUGCACAAUCCAAGAAUCGGUUGCAACCCUGCACCGGAAAUUGCAGGAAGCGGAGGCACAGCAUCAGCAUUUACUUAAAACCAAAUCUCAACUGGAGAACAAUCUCAAACAGAAAGUUGACGCGCUUUUCAUCGACCGAGAAAAGUGCAUGGGACUACGUCGCUCGUUUCCAGUCAACAAUACGAUUAAAUAUUAGACACGCAUCUCAAGGCUUCCGCCCUAAACCAAACCAUGAAUGUGCGAUUAUUGUUAUUCUGCGUAGAUUAACUACAAUAUAGUUAGACUUUUGCUUGCUCUCGGGGAUGUAGUUUAAAUAUAUUAUAU